This is a messenger RNA of Eurytemora carolleeae, 1890 nucleotides long. RefSeq lists its product as uncharacterized. Gene Ontology annotation, molecular function: ligand-gated monoatomic ion channel activity. Gene Ontology annotation, cellular component: membrane. The record is from RefSeq and is a predicted model, not a curated record. The transcript has 10 exons. Bases 789 to 1652 code for a protein of 287 amino acids. NCBI's taxonomy places the organism in Eukaryota, Metazoa, Arthropoda, Copepoda, Calanoida, Temoridae.
AUUACUUUGCAAAAUAGAACAAAUUUAUUUUUAAAAAAUGUUCUUAAAAACAUUGUUAUUAAUAACAUUAUUGCAUAUUUUGGUACUAAUAUAAAGUUAACAUGAUCAUAAACUUCAUAAAAUGUAUUAAUAGGAAAAUUUAGGAAAGAUAUUUUACUGUUGCAUUUUGAAUUUUGUGACAAUUAAAUCUGUUUAAUGCAUACCAGGUAGGAUACAGGGCAGUAUAAAGUCUGGUCUGUGUAAAAAAAAAUAUAAGAUAGCCCAUAACUUUUUUGAGACUAAAGCUAAAGAUAUAUCUAAAUGCUAUAUUUUUUAAACGCCCGCGUGAAAUGGAUGUAGAAACACAUGUCACACUUUGAUAUUUGUUGAAAACAAAAACAAUUAUUUUAACAUUUUUUGACAAUUUUUUUGGCUUUUUUUCUACCAUACCUAGCAACUAAAUCAUCGGUCUAAUUUUUUUUCAAUGUGCUGGCCUUGAAAAAAUGGGCAAUAAACAUGUAUUUCAGCCCUAUACCUAUUUUCUAAGGCAUUUUUAUAAGGGCGGAGGGGAGGGGCGUGGGACACCCCCUAAGGCUUUGCAUAGAUUCAGACCCCCCCAGCCUUUAUAGGGUUAAGCAUAAUGGACCUUCUUCAUUGGUAAGAAUGUUAUUCCUGGUAAAGCCCUGCCUUUUUCAUUUUGAUUUCAUGGUCAGUUAAUGCAUUAUUGCUGUAUUAACUUGAAUUAUAAAUAUUAUAUCUGAUAUAUCUGAUAUAUCUGCAUAUUCUAAGAUCCAUGAAUAUGGUUUUGCAUGUUCAAACUUUUCUCACACAUUUCAAGACUUUAUUUACAGCCAGACACUGUCCUAGUCAUGCUUUUACCCUACGUAGAUUGGUAUAAAGCAGAUCAAGCCAAGGGUAAGAUUUCAAGACUUUAUUUACAGCCAGACACUGUCCUAGUCAUGCUUUUACCCUACGUAGAUUGGUAUAAAGCAGAUCAAGCCAAGGUUCUAAGUGGUAGAAUUGUUGUAACCAUAUGGAGCUUUGGCUCACUAUUCAUAAUUCUUGCUUUCUCCUGUAAUCUAAGGGCCAUUUUACUGAGUCCUUCCUUUAAAUCUCCAAUUGAUACUUCUAAGGACAUUGUUCUAAAGAAUAAGUUGUCUGUUCUCUCUGCAUACUCCUGGCAUUAUAAUUAUCUGUCCACAUCUAAAGAUCCAUGGCAAAGAGAUACCCUGAAGAACUACAAGUUUAAAGACGCGACCCUUUCAACUGAUGAAGUACUUUGGAAUGUUUAUACUGAAGAAAACGAGGUGACACCAGAACCCAAGGACCAGGUGUUGGUCAUCAUACGAAACAACAAAACAUUUUCAGGGAUGAAUACUCCAGUAUUUUAUUUUAGCAAGGAGAAAUUAAUGCCAUAUUUUGCUGGUUGGGUUUUUCAAAAGGAAACAAAAUGGGAAAAUGAUAUUAAUAAUCAUAUACUGCUCUGUCAUCAGGCUGGGUUCUCUACAAAAAUAGAAAAUUUAUACGCUUCAGUCAAGGUUCAUGAUACUUCAACACCAUCAGAGAUAACUCUAUCCAUCUCAGAUCUGGCCAUUUCUUUCUUCUUACUAAGUGGUGGUCUUGCUAUAUCAGCAAUAGUAUUUCUGCUCGAGUUCUGGUGGAAAAUUAAGUAAGAUGUCAGAUGCCAUGAAUAUUUAUACAGAAAAUUAAGAAGAAAAAAUAAAUUUAUUUUCUUUUCUAAAUGAGUGCAAAAUCUAAUUUAUAAUGAAACAUGUUAACAUUCAGUAAGAAGCCCUUGCCCCGUUGAAUCACAAGACAGAGAGAGUGCCUAACUGCAGUGCUCGGCCCCAUAGCCUAUUCUAGCCGCAGUGCUUGGCCCCUAGCCUGUCAUUUUUGUACUGCAGUGUGCUG